UAUUGAUAUAGAUUCGGCAGUGCUCAACAAGCUGUCGAUAUGUGCGCGUGUCGUCAAAAGAAAUCGUCGUUCUUCAUCGAAGACAUUCUUCAGGACACGACGAAGAAGCCCUAUAAUAAAAACUUGAGCAAUGAACCAACGAAACCGUUGAUUUGCAACAAUAGCAAAACUGAUGAACCUAUAAAUGCAGAAAAAGACGAAAUAAAUGAUAAAGUGACCAAGCUAAAAGUUUCAAGAGAGGUUCACGAUGAACUGGUCUGGAGUAAAAUUAAACUGGAACAAAGGAGAAACACGUAUCCGCUAUACCCUACUCCGAUGAAAGCUAGCGUACCGUGGUCUCAAUAUAGAUUAAAGGACCCAAUAUCGUACCCUGUGGCACCCCGGCACUCUUUCAGUUACUACAGCGAACCUAUGCUCAAUUCAGAUCAGAUUUUGCGAAAUCAUUUAGCUGCCAAUAGAUUUGUGACGCACCCGUUCACGAUACGACAGCCCUAUGCUUUUGAAAGAGUGCCGACCUCAUACUGCAACACGUGGUGGGGGUUGGGGGGGCGUCGGAAGGGUGGGCAGGUGCGGUUCAGCGCAGCCCAGACGGGGGCUUUAGAGAGACGGUUCGGAGCCAGCAAGUACCUAAGUCCUGAUGAGAGGAGGGCAUUGGCAGCGACGUUGAGACUUAGUGAUCGACAGGUGAAAACCUGGUUCCAGAAUCGUCGCGCAAAAUGGCGUCGCACGACGCCUGACUCAGCGGACGCUGGUAGUCCCCUCACAGACGACGUGUCUGAUGAUGAAGCCAUCUGACAUACAUGCAACCAAGAUAGAAAUUUUUAAGUUUUCUGAAAUUAAAACCUGGCAAUUUAAUUAACCUG
Molecule: messenger RNA, 863 nt
Organism: Plodia interpunctella (Indianmeal moth)
Lineage: Eukaryota; Metazoa; Arthropoda; Insecta; Lepidoptera; Pyralidae
Product: transcription factor LBX2-like
Exons: 3
Coding region: 40-795 (251 amino acids)
Biological process (GO): regulation of transcription by RNA polymerase II; cell differentiation
Molecular function (GO): DNA-binding transcription factor activity, RNA polymerase II-specific; RNA polymerase II cis-regulatory region sequence-specific DNA binding
Source: RefSeq, a predicted model, not a curated record